GCGCCACGCUGGACCAGCACUGACGGCGAGGGGAGAGCGCCCCCUAUAGACCCCCACUCCCUGCUGCACAGCGCCCCCUAGCGCCACGCCGGGCCAGCACUGACGGCGAGGGGAGAGCGCCCCCUACGGACCCCCACCCCAAUCCCUGCUGCACAGCGCCCCCUAGCGCCACGCCGGGCCAGCACUGACGGCGAGGGGAGAGCGCCCCCUACGGACCCCCACUCCCUGCCGCACAGCGCCCCCUAGUGCCACGCCGGGCCAGCACUGACGGCGAGGGGAGAGCGCCCCCUACGGACCCCCACUCCCUGCCGCACAGCGCCCCCUAGCACCACGCCGGGCCAGCACUGACAGCGAGGGGAGAGCGCCCCCUAUAGACUCCCCACUCCCUGCCGCACAGCGCCCCCUAGCGCCACGCUGGGCCAGCACUGACGGCGAGGGGAGAGCGCCCCCUAUAGAUCUCCACCCCCUGCCGCACAGCGCCCCCUAGCGCCACGCCGGGCCAGCACUGACGGCGAGGAGAGAGCGCCCCCUACGGACCCCCACUCCCUGCCGCACAGCGCCCCCUAGCACCAUGCCGGGCCAGCACUGACAGCGAGGGGAGAGCGCCCCCUAUAGACCCCCCACUCCCUGCCGCACAGCGCCCCCUAGCACCACGCCGGGCCAGCACUGACGGCGAGGGGAGAGCGCCCCCUAUAGACCCCCACUCCCUGCCGCACAGCGCCCCCUAGUGCCACGCCGGGCCAGCACUGACGGCGAGGGGAGAGCGCCCCCUACGGACCCCCACUCCCUGCCGCGCAGCGCCCCCUAGGGCAGGUCUCCCUCUUGGGCUCUGUAUUUGCAGCAGAGGGAGAGAGGGGGAAUCCCCUGCUUUUGCGGGUCUCGAUCCCCAGAGCUUUGGGCUGGAAGGGUGGAACUGGCUCCCGCAGGGACGCUGGCCCCUGGGGUAUGAGAACCCUGCCUCUGAGCAUGAGAUCAGGUAUGGGGGCAGCCCCCGGGUAUUACAACUUGGGGCUCACCCUGCAGGUGGGUCUGGGUGCAGCCAGGGGGCACUUCCCCUGGCAACACCCUUGUGCCCGCCCGGGCGGCGUUUCUCACAGGCUCCGUGUCUGUAACAGGAGCUGCCAUGAGCCCCCUCUAUCAGCCGAGCUCCGGGCCAGGAAUCUGGUUUCCUGGCUCCGCUGUUACCGCAGCAACCUUUCAAGCAGGGAUUUUUUAAUUUGACAAGGGGCCUUUAUACAGUCCUGCAGCGUUAGGCCGAGGGGGGCUCGGGUCCGUUACCCGAUAGGGCCCCCCCGCCACGCCACACCAGCUCCCAUUGUCCAGCAGGCGCUGCCAGGAGACACCCGAUACCCAGGGCCUUAUCAGCACCGGGGGCAGAGUGAAAGCAGCAGGAUGGGUUACAGGCGUCUGCGCCACCGCGGCUGGCACCGGUUCAGGAGCAAACAUACCAGAGUGUUCCACCGCACCGAGCCAAGGUACUGGAGUAACACUCGGACACAGUGCUGGAGUAACAGAGCUGGGCCGUCUGGUGCAGCGACCCCGCAAAUACUGUAGUAAUGCCAACCCGAGGUGCUGGAGUACCACUCGGACACAGUGCUGGAGUAACAGAGCUGGGCCGUCUGGCGCAGCAACCCCACACAUACUGUAGUAAUGCCAAGCCAAGGUGCUGGAGUACCACUCGGACACAGUGCUGGAGUAACAGAGCUGGGCCGUCUGGCGCAGCAACCCCACACAUACUGUAGUAAUGCCAAGCCAAGGUGCUGGAGUACCACUCGGACACAGUGCUGGAGUAACAGCCCUGGGCCGUCUGGCGCAGCGACCCCGCAAAUACUGUAGUAAUGCCAAGCCGAGGUACUGGAGUACCACUCGGACACAGUGCUGGAGUAACAGCCCUGGGCCGUCUGGCGCAGCGACCCCGCAAAUACUGUAGUAAUGCCAAGCCGAGGUGCUGGAGUACCACUCGGACACAGUGCUAGAGUAACAGAGCUGGGCCAUCUGGCGCAGCAACCCCACACAUACUGUAGUAAUGCCAACCCGAGGUGCUGGAGUACCACUCGGACACAGUGCUGGAGUAACAGAGCUGGGCCAUCUGGUGCAGCGACCCCACACAUACUGUAGUAAUGCCAAGCCAAGGUACUGGAGUAACACUCGGACACAGUGCUGGAGUAACAGAGCUGGGCCGUCUGGCGCAGCGACCCCGCAAAUACUGUAGUAAUGCCAAGCCAAGGUGCUGGAGUACCACUCAGACACAGUGCUGGAGUAACAGAGCUGGGCCGUCUGGUGCAGCAACCCCACACAUACUGUAGUAAUGCCAAGCCAAGGUACUGCAGUACCACUCGGACACAGUGCUGGAGUAACAGCCCUGGGCCGUCUGGCGCAGCGACCCCGCAAAUACUGUAGUAAUGCCAAGCCAAGGUACUGCAGUACCACUCGGACACAGUGCUGGAGUAACAGCCCUGGGCCGUCUGGCGCAGCGACCCCGCAAAUACUGUAGUAAUGCCAAGCCACGGUACUGGAGUACCACUCGGACAUAGUGCUGGAGUAACAGUGCUAGGCCGUCUGGUGCAGCGACCCCGCAAAUACUGUAGUAAUGCCAAGCCAAGGUACUGGAGUACCACUCGGACACAGUGCUGGAGUAACAGCCCUGGGCCGUCUGGCGCAGCGACCCCGCAAAUACUGUAGUAAUGCCAAGCCAAGGUACUGCAGUACCACUCGGACAUAGCGCUGGAGUAACAGAGCUGGGCCGUCUGGUGCACCGACCCCAAGGCACCGGAGUAAUACUCAGACAUAGUGCUGGAGUAACAGAGCUGGGCCGUCUGGCGCAGCGACCCCGCAAAUACUGUAGUAAUGCCAAGCCAAGGUACUGCAGUACCACUCGGACAUAGCGCUGGAGUAACAGAGCUGGGCCGUCUGGUGCACCGACCCCAAGGCACCGGAGUAAUACUCAGACAUAGUGCUGGAGUAACAGAGCUGGGCCGUCUGGCUCAGCGACCCCACAAAUACUGUAGUAAUGCCAAGCCGAGGUACUGGAGUACCACUCGGACACAGUGCUGGAGUAACACUGUUGUGCUGGCUGCGGUAAUGACCCCAAAUACUGUCACAGCCCCAGCCUGCUGCAGUCCUGGGUCCCCAGUACUGGAGCACCGUUGUGCUGGCCCCAGCGGCUGGAGGUUCGAGCUAGACAAAUGCAGGCUGGAAAUCAGGUGCCAGUCAUUAACGUUGAGGGUCAUUAGCCAGUGGGACAAUUUACCAAGGGCUGGGGGGAUCAGUGGCCAUCUUUGGGGUGUUUUCCUAAGGGCUCUGCUCUGGUUCCAGCAGGAAUGAAGGCAGGGAAAUCCUCUGACCUGGGCUACGGAGGAGGUCAGAUGAGAUUGUGGGGUCUCUGGGCCUGGGAAUCUGAGCCGCUUCAGUCCCAGGGCAAUGGUGGAGGAGACGGGGCCUGUGGUUGUGGCCCCACUGAGGAAUGGGGUCAGUGGCAUCGAUGCAGCUGCCUGCACCCCUCACAACUGUUAAACGGCCCCAGAGAGUGAGGGGCUGCUCCCGGAUUAGCCCCAGGGAUCCCCCCCACCCCUCAAUUGGCCUUGGCUGGCGGGGGAGGAGGGUCCUUCAGCAUCAGAUGUUGACUGAUUUGUGCCCCGGUGGAUUCUCUUCCCAGCACACGUUCAUUGUCUUCUGGGCCCUACUGAAAAUUCGAACCCCGCGUUGGCACUCGGUGGGGCUGAGACGAGGCAGAGGGCGUGUGCACAGGCAGGGAGAGGCGAGCCACACGGAGCUCCGUGGGCGUGUGCACAUGCAGGGAGAGGCGAGCCACACGGAGCUCCGUGGGCGUGUGCACAUGCAGGGAGAGGCGAGCCACACGGAGCUCCGUGGGCGUGUGCACAUGCAGGGAGAGGCGAGACACACGGAGCUCCGUGGGCGUGUGCACAGGCAGGGAGAGGCGAGACACACGGAGCUCCGUGGGCGUGUGCACAGGCAGGGAGAGGCGAGCCACACGGAGCUCCGUGGGCGUGUGCACAGGCAGGGAGAGGCGAGCCACACGGAGCUCCGUGGGCGUGUGCACAGGCAGGGAGAGGCGAGCCACACGGAGCUCCGUGUGCGUGUGCACAUGCAGGGAGAGGCGAGCCACUUGGAGCUCCGUGGGCGUGUGCACAGGCAGGGAGAGGCGAGCCACACGGAGCUCCGUGGGCGUGUGCACAUGCAGGGAGAGGCGAGCCACACGGAGCUCCGUGGGCGUGUGCACAGGCAGGGAGAGGCGAGCCACACGGAGCUCCGUGGGCGUGUGCACAUGCAGGGAGAGGCGAGCCACACGGAGCUCCGUGGGCGUGUGCACAGGCAGGGAGAGGCGAGCCACACGGAGCUCCGUGGGCGUGUGCACAGGCAGGGAGAGGCGAGCCACACGGAGCUCCGUGGGCGUGUGCACAGGCAGGGAGAGGCGAGCCACACGGAGCUCCGUGGGCGUGUGCACAUGCAGGGAGAGGCGAGCCACACGGAGCUCCGUGGGCGUGUGCACAGGCAGGGAGAGGCGAGCCACACGGAGCUCCGUGGGCGUGUGCACAGGCAGGGAGAGGCGAGCCACACGGAGCACCGUGGGCGUGUGCACAUGCAGGGAGAGGCGAGCCACACGGAGCUCCGUGGGCGUGUGCACAUGCAGGGAGAGGCGAGCCACACGGAGCUCCGUGGGCGUGUGCACAUGCAGGGAGAGGCGAGCCACACGGAGCUCCGUGGGCGUGUGCACAGGCAGGGAGAGGUGAGACACACGGAGCUCCGUGGGCGUGUGCACAUGCAGGGAGAGGCGAGACACACGGAGCUCCGUGGGCGUGCAUGCGUGUUACAGUCUGUGCAGCCCCUCACAUGGACGGAGCUCCCCUGCUACAACCAGGCCCCUCCGCUGUCUCUGUCCCUUUAAAUCAGGUGAGCACUUGACCAGCAUCAGCUGUCCAGUCUCUAGUAUCAGAUCCUCCUGGGGCGGGGGCUUGGCUCUUAUUUAAAGUGACUGACCAGCCAACUCAGGCUCACUCUGCAAGAGCCUGGAGCCAGCUGGCUGAGCAGGAGCGUCCA
Messenger RNA from Mauremys mutica (yellowpond turtle), 5058 nucleotides. It is a transcript of the gene S100A1, whose product is annotated as S100 calcium binding protein A1. Gene Ontology annotation, molecular function: S100 protein binding; calcium ion binding. Gene Ontology annotation, cellular component: sarcoplasmic reticulum. Bases 3464 to 4906 code for a protein of 480 amino acids. The transcript has 3 exons. NCBI's taxonomy places the organism in Eukaryota, Metazoa, Chordata, Testudines, Geoemydidae. The record is from RefSeq and is a predicted model, not a curated record.